AAAAAUUUCGAGGUCGAAUUUUUAUUUACGGUCAAUUGGCACGAAUUACAUAGCAGCUCGAUCAAUUGAAAUCACAAAACCAACCCACCUAACGCCGCCGACACAUUAUCACGCAAAUCUUCGGUCUUGCUACGUCCAAUUGAAUCGACAGAACAAAAUUUCUAUAAUAUAAAAGUCCUGCAAUCGACACAAUGGGGUCGACAAAACCGGAGAAGAAGGAAAAGAAGGACAAGAAGCGCAGCGAGGCUGACGGCGUGACGAAAGUCAAGAAGGACAAGAAAGAGAAGAAGGAUAAGAAGGACAAGUUGAAGAACGCCGUUAGCACCGUCAUCGAAGACCAGCUGCAAGGCGACUCCACCGCCUCCGUCACCGUCGUGAAGGAUGGCGAGGCGAAGGUGGCCAAGGUCCUGGUUCCCGUCGUCGGCGCCCUAGUCCCCUUCGCGAAGCCGUUAGCAGACGAGAAGGCCACCAAGAAGGUCAUGAAGACGGUACGAAAGGCGGCCAAACACAAGACCCUCAAGCGCGGCGUCAAAGAGGUCGUCAAGUCUCUGCGCAAGUCGCCCGCCAGCGGGCCGGGCAACACCUCGUUCCCGGGCGUCGUCGUGCUGGCCGGCGACAUCAGCCCCAUGGACGUCAUCAGCCACAUCCCCGUGCUGUGCGAGGACGUCAACGUGCCGUACAUAUUCGUCACCUCGCGCGCCGAGCUCGGCGCCGCCGGCAGCACCAAGCGCCCCACGAGCGUCGUCAUGGUCACCGAGAAGCAGGCCAAGAGCAAGAAGGACGGCGGUAAGGACGACAAGAUAGACGAAGAGGACGGCGAGGAUUUCGCCGAGGCGUACAAGGACCUGGUUAAGCUCGUCGAGAAGGAGAGCAAGCACCAGCUCAAGUUCACGUAGGUUGUUGGGAUACGGCUGUUGUCCCUACCUUGGGGAGUAAGUGCGAGAAGUCAUUAGUCGUCGUGUGACUUUUCUCGGCCUCAACUAGUAGUUUCCGGGCGUUCUUCGUUGUCUUUUCGAGCAUUCAAGGGAAUCUUCGGAUCAUUGUAUGUACUUUCUCGGUUGGCUACAUAGGCGUAGCCUUUGGCGUUGGGGAUUUGUUCAUAUUUACUGCGUUGGGGGAUCAAACAAUACUGAUUCUUAACAAACCUGAUUCCUUGUUGAGAAAGUUCACCACGUAUUGCAAUAAUUGCUCUAUGUACUACGACAUGGUUACAUAACGUUUG
This is a messenger RNA of Annulohypoxylon truncatum, 1222 nucleotides long. Its product is annotated as L30e-like protein. Gene Ontology annotation, molecular function: box H/ACA snoRNA binding. NCBI's taxonomy places the organism in Eukaryota, Fungi, Ascomycota, Sordariomycetes, Xylariales, Hypoxylaceae. The transcript is spliced from 2 exons. The record is from RefSeq and is a predicted model, not a curated record. Gene Ontology annotation, biological process: snRNA pseudouridine synthesis; ribosome biogenesis; rRNA pseudouridine synthesis. Bases 192 to 896 code for a protein of 234 amino acids. Gene Ontology annotation, cellular component: nucleolus; box H/ACA snoRNP complex.